AUGAAAUACCUAAAUUAUGACUUCAUCUCCUCUGAUCAUUUAAGAUACCUUCAUACUUAUCGUUAUAAAGGAACAGAUCUAUCAUUGCUAUAUAAUUACAUACUUUCGCCGAUUGCUGAAUAUUGUUUAAAAUUCGUGCCUUUGAAUGUUGCGUACUAUUUUAAGCAAAUCAUACAUUUAGGCCCAAUGUGCUCACAUUACUGGGAUUGAUAUGCGUGAUAAUUCCACACAUUGUUUUCUAUUUUGUUAUGGGUGACACCUUCAAUGGAUUCAUCCCAAAUUGGUUGUUGUGGUUUACAGCCACUCUCCAUAUGCUUUAUAUGGUAAUAAUAAUCAGUAUCCCAGAAUUUUGAUAAUUUAGAUGGAAAGUAAGCUAGAAGAACAAGUAUGAUUGAAUAUAAAAAUUUUCAGGAAAUUCUUCACCACUAGGGAUGAUCUUAGACCAUAAUUUUGAUUCUAUGAUUAUUUUAUUAUAAGGUAAUAAGUAAAUCACUAUUUAGGUACAAAUCUAACUACUGCCAUGUAAGUGGGAAAUAAUAUUUUCUCAGUUGUUCUUUAUAUCAUUCCAUCCAUACCAUUUUAUUUAAUUGCUCAUGAAGAAUAUUAUACACAUGAAAUGAAUCUUCCAAUCAUUAAUGCUGCAGCAGAAGGCACCAUUAGUGUGGCCAUUUUCUUUGCUAUCACUGCUUAUUUUGGUAAUUUGUGAUUAUCCAUAAAUUAAUAGGAUGUGAUUGGUGGCUGCUUAAAUUACCUACUUUUUAUGACCUAUAAGUCAAUCACUUUGUUCUAGUUGCUUUUGCUUCAUCUGUCUUAAUCACUAUGCCUUCAGUGUAACAGCUUCUCCUAUUAUCAUUUUAGUAUAUUCAAAAUACGCAAAUUCACCACAACAUCAUCCUUAUUUAAAUAACUUCGAUACUUCCUAUUUUGCAAUGCUAUUAUACUGUAUAAUAUAUAUUUCUCUAAAACUAAUGUUAUUGAGCAGCAUGUAAGAGCUUAUAUGUACACAAUUGGUUUCACAAUGUCGAAAUCAGUGGGUAUUGUAGCUUUGAAUCAUGUAUGUAAUGCCCCCUUGCCAGCAUAUUUGAAUUCUAUUUAUUUCUUUAUUCUUCUCUUAAUAAAUACAAUUUCGGGAUAACUAUUAGGACAGCCAAUACUAAAUGAAGGAUUAUUAAUUUAAGUCAUUGCCUUAUCAAGCAUUUUGAUCCACAUCCAUUUUCUAUACAAUAUAGCAAGACAGAUAUCAAAUGAAUUAAACAUUAAAAUUUUUGAAAUCAACAAGCCUAUUAAAUGA
Molecule: messenger RNA, 1291 nt
Organism: Paramecium octaurelia
Lineage: Eukaryota; Ciliophora; Oligohymenophorea; Peniculida; Parameciidae
Source: the annotation of a GenBank genome assembly